AACUGAAGAACAAAUCUAUGAACUCUUCAGCAAAAGUGGUGACAUAAAGAAAAUCAUCAUGGGCCUGGAUAAAAUGAAGAAAACAGCACGUGGGUUCUCCUUUGUGGAACACUAUUCAAGAGCAGAUACAGAAAAUGCCAUGUGGUACAUAAAUGGAACGCGUCCGGAUGACCGGAUCAUUCGCACAGACUGGGACGCAGGCUUUAAGGAGGGCAGGCAGUAUGGCCGUGGGCGUUCUGGAGGCCAUGUACGAGAUGAGUAUCGUCAGGACUAG
Messenger RNA from Balaenoptera ricei (Rice's whale), 274 nucleotides. RefSeq names its product nuclear cap-binding protein subunit 2-like. Gene Ontology annotation, biological process: mRNA cis splicing, via spliceosome. The transcript has a single exon. The record is from RefSeq and is a predicted model, not a curated record. Gene Ontology annotation, cellular component: nuclear cap binding complex. Lineage: Eukaryota; Metazoa; Chordata; Mammalia; Artiodactyla; Balaenopteridae. Gene Ontology annotation, molecular function: RNA cap binding. Bases 59 to 274 code for a protein of 71 amino acids.